This is a messenger RNA of Penicillium brevicompactum, 3459 nucleotides long. Its product is annotated as putative 1-phosphatidylinositol-4,5-bisphosphate phosphodiesterase Plc1. The transcript has a single exon. Lineage: Eukaryota; Fungi; Ascomycota; Eurotiomycetes; Eurotiales; Aspergillaceae. Bases 1 to 3459 code for a protein of 1152 amino acids. Gene Ontology annotation, molecular function: calcium ion binding; phosphatidylinositol-4,5-bisphosphate phospholipase C activity. The record is from RefSeq and is a predicted model, not a curated record. Gene Ontology annotation, biological process: phosphatidylinositol-mediated signaling; lipid metabolic process.
AUGGCAUAUGCUACGACUUCUUCUCCGGUUCUGGAUGCCGACUCCCAAUCCAGCUUAAAACUUGCGACAUCUCUCCCUCCACCAACUUCUCUACACCAUGUUGUCACUUCUCUACCUUCUGGACAACCACAUUCCAACGCGCCCUCCUUCACAUCGUCCCCAAUCUCAACUCCGACAUCAUCCUUCCCUGCCCCCGGGACGCCUUAUACUUUCACCCCUGCUGGUACUCCAUUCCAAACUGCCAGCGAAGGACUUCGUGGUCGAGUGACCGGUCUGUCACUGCCUACACCAGGUCCUCUCGAACUUGGCGAGUCCAUGAUGGCUGUCCCUGGAACUAUCCAAAGUUCCAGCUUCAAUGACUCUGCAUCUUCAAAGGCUCCGGGUCUGAUGCGCCGCAUCUCGCGUGGCGCAGCCAACAAACUUACCCGCAGAAGACAGUCCGCCACACAAAACGACAAGCGAGACCGCAGCACUGGACCCAUCAUCAUGCGUCGCCGCAGUGACAGCAAAACCGGGCCUCAGCCUGUCCGAGACAGUGCGCUUGACUCUAGUAACGAGGAUGAGACAGGCGAAGCACUGGACAACCUGGGCGCCUGGGGCGGCUCGGAGGCAUCCAGUCUUCGUAGCGAAAGCCGCAUGUCUGCUGCGCGCGAGGCUGUGCCUCCUCCCACAGUUGUUGUGGCGCCCAAAGUCGACUCGGCCGUUCAACGCGGUACUGUUCUCACAAAGGUAACCAAGAAGCGCAGAAAGCAAGUGCGCUUCUUUUUAGAUCUUGAUGCUGCCAAAGUCUUCUGGGAUGUCUCAAAUCCCGCGAAACGUUUCUAUAUUGAUGACAUCAAGGAAAUUCGGGUCGGUCCCGAUGCUCGAAAUUAUCGGGAAGAACAUCAAAUUCCCGAAGACUUGGAGCGUCGGUGGUUCACUAUCGUGAUUGCAGAUUCUGAUCGGUCCAAGGGCCGCACGGUCAAGACUUUGCAUCUCAUCGCUCCUAGCGACCGCAUUCUCGAUUUGUGGAUCACCACCCUUGAGCACAUUUCUCGAUAUAGAAUCGGCCUCAUGGCUGGUCUCGCUGGUUCGAGUCAGAGUGAGGCUGUUCUUCAGGCCCACUGGCAACGUGAGAUGUCCAGAUUAUUCCCCCAAGGCCCACCCCCGGCGGAAGAGCAGAGUCUCGACCUCGCCGCCGUGGAGAAGGUUUGCCGCAGUCUGCACAUCAACUGUUCCAAAAACAUGCUCAGGGCGCAAUUCACAAAAGCGGACUGUGCCCGCAAUGGAAAGCUGAACUUCUCCGAGUUCAAAGACUUCCUUAUGCGCUUGAAGGAACGCAAAGAUAUCAAGGAUAUCUUCAAGCAUCACACUGCCAGUCCCAAAGAAGGCAUGACCCAAACUGAAUUCCUGACUUUCCUUCGUGGUGUGCAAAACGAAGACGUCGACUCCGAUCGUGCUUAUUGGGCUGCACUGUUUGACAAGACUGUGCGCAGAUCUUCCAAAUCUCGAACUCCUUCUGCUGAAGGCUCUGAGCUUAUUCCACCGGUCAUGCGAAUGGAUCUGGAUUCAUUCUCCAUGUUCCUGGCUUCUGCUAGCAAUGGUAUCUAUGCAUCGCGUGCUCCCCAGUCAAGGUUCGAUCGCCCAUUGAACGAAUAUUUCAUCUCGAGCUCCCACAACACCUAUCUUUUAGGCCGCCAGGUAGCUGGUGCUUCGAGCACUGAAGCUUACGUGAGCGCGCUCCAGCAAGGAUGCCGAUGUGUUGAAAUCGACUGCUGGGAUGGCGCAGAUGGACGCCCGAUUGUCUCCCAUGGACGCACCUUGACCACCAGUGUGCUCUUUGCUGACUGCAUUACCGUCAUCAAUCGCUACGCCUUCAUCUCGUGCGACUUCCCUCUCAUCCUCUCUCUUGAAGUGCACUGCAACCCAGAGCAGCAGUUGGCCAUGGUGAAGAUCAUGAAAGAGACAUUCAAAGAACAACUCAUUCUUGAACCCCUGAUGACCAACUGCUAUAUCCUUCCGUCGCCGGAGGAACUCAAAGGUCGCAUUCUGGUCAAAGUCAAGACUUGCGAUGAGACCGAAUUUGAUCCUCGCCAGGACACAGUCAGUUCUGUUGGUACGCAUGGUCGCAAACGCAGUGCAAGCACGCCGUUUGUGCGCCCGGCCCCUUCAGAUUUGCCCCUUCCAUCCUUGUCCAGCCCUCCCACCAUUGGCUCCGUUGAUAGUAUUGGUCCUUUGAUUUCACAGGACCGAAGAUCUCUCACUGCGACGAGUAUGAGCAGUGCAACCGAAGACAGUGAUGGGGCUCUGGUGUCGGUCCAGAACGACAAGAAGAAAAAACGACGCCAGAAGAGCAAAAUCACAAAGCCCUUGUCUGACUUGGGUGUUUAUACCCGCGGUUACAAAUGGCAGAGCUUCUCGUCACCAGAGAGCAGGCGGUACAACCACAUCUACUCCUUUGCCGAGCGCUCUUUUGAAGGCAUCACCCAGAACCAUGAUAACAAGGUUGCACUCGAAGCCCACAACCGCAAGUACCUCACGCGAGUAUAUCCUUCAGGCUUCCGACUUCGUUCUUCCAAUUUCGACCCGAACAAAUUCUGGCGCCGUGGUGUGCAAAUGGCAGCACUUAACUGGCAAACAUACGACAUUGGCAUGCAGAUGAACCAGGCUAUGUUUGCAGCUGGUACCGAUCGCACCGGCUACAUCCUUAAGCCCGAAAGUCUUCGUUUGCCUGCUAGUGAGGAUGGAACCCAAAAGCGCAAAACAGAGCGCAAGAUGGUUCGAUUCUCAGUGGAUGUCAUUUCCGCACAACAACUUCCCCGUCCUCGUACGAUUGGGCAAGAUGACAACAUCAACCCUUACGUUGAGAUCGAGAUGUUCAGCGCGGAUGACCGUGGCCAGAGUUUCGUUCUCGGUGAGGGUGGUAUGGAUGCUUCUGCCCGCAACGGCAUGUCGGGAAUAGGCUACCCACACCGUCGGCGCACCAAGAUCGAGCAAAGCAACGGAUACAGCCCUGUUUUCAAUGACAAAUUCAAGCUCUCGCUAGAAACCAAGUAUCCCGACCUGGUGUUUGUGCGAUGGACCGUGUGGAGUUCACAAGAUGGUCGCAGCGCCGGAAACAACAACAGCGUUCAGCUGGCGACAUUCACUGCCAAGCUUACCAGUCUGUCGCAGGGCUAUCGUUAUCUGCCCCUCUACGACAACAGUGGCGACCAGUACUUGUUCUCAACCCUGUUCUGCAAGAUCUCUAAGGAAGAGCCCGUUUCUGUACAGCGUCUAGAUCUCGAAGAGCUUCGUGCUGAGCGCAUGGGCAUCUUCCGACAGAUCGGUCAGACCGUCUUCAAGCGCUCGUCCUCGGCCGAACGUGACCGAGAUCAAGCACAAGAUCGAAGUGAGCCUGUAAGUCCUGAAGAUAGGGAAGGCUCACCAAACCUGACUCCCACUGUGUCAACAACUUCCAACUCUUCAUUCGUGCAAUGA